Molecule: messenger RNA, 873 nt
Organism: Rotaria sp. Silwood2
Lineage: Eukaryota; Metazoa; Rotifera; Eurotatoria; Philodinida; Philodinidae
Source: the annotation of a GenBank genome assembly
AUGUCUCAAAGAAAUGUCGAGAUAGCUAGGAGAAUGAGAGAACGAAGAACUGAUGAUGAGCUUCGCUUGUUAGAUAAUAGAAGACGAGCAAAUUCUCAUAAAAUUGAACGACGAAAUAAUGAAUUCAAAACAGAAGAAAAUAAGCGAAGAGCCGAAGCUCUGAAAACUUCACGACAAGAUGAUGAAUUCAAAACAGAAGAUAAUAAACGAAGAGCCGAAGCUCAUAAAAUUGAGCGACAAGAUGAUGAAUUCAAAACAGAAGAUAAUAAACGAAGAGCCGAAGCUCUGAAAAUUGCACGACAAGAUGAUGAAUUCAAAACAGAAGAAAAUAAAAGAAGAGCCGAAGCUCAUAAAAUUGAGCGACAAGAUGAUGAAUUCAAAACAGAAGAUAAUAAACGAAGAGCCGAAGCUCUGAAAAUUGAGCGACAAGAUGAUGAAUUCAAAACAGAAGAAAAUAAACGAAGAGCCGAAGCUCUGAAAAUUGAGCGACAAGAUGAUGAAUUCAAAACAGAAGAUAAUAAAAGAAGAGCCGAAGCUCAUAAAAUUGAACGACAAGAUGAUGAAUUCAAAACAGAAGAAAAUAAAAGAAGAGCCGAAGCUCUGAGAAUUGCACGACAGGAUGAUGAGUUCAAAGAAGAAGAAAGAAGAAGAAAUGCACUAAGAAUGCACAAUAGUAGAGAUAAUUACAAAAGUAGUUUUGAUGGCAUGAAAUCAAAUUAUGAGUCAAAAAUAAAAGAAGGACCUACUCAUAUUUGCAGCUGUUGUGGUGGUUUAUGGUUUGAGUAUUCAAUCAGAGAAUUUACAGUUGAGAUGUUAACAAACAAAGGAUUAAAAAAAGAAUUUAUCGAUACAAAAGGACAUCAUGUCGAAUAA